Molecule: messenger RNA, 2307 nt
Organism: Acanthaster planci (crown-of-thorns starfish)
Lineage: Eukaryota; Metazoa; Echinodermata; Asteroidea; Valvatida; Acanthasteridae
Product: deoxynucleoside kinase-like
Cellular component (GO): cytoplasm; mitochondrion
Molecular function (GO): deoxynucleoside kinase activity
Source: RefSeq, a predicted model, not a curated record
UAUUUUUAUAUAAUAGAAAAGCAAUAUAAUUACUUAUUUGGUCUGUAAUAUUUUUAAAUCGCUACAGCUUUAUGUAAUCUUGAUACCAACCUCGAAUUUGUACCUGCACUUAUUAGAAUCUUCCAAUCUGCGGUAAGCGCGGGGUUUUCAACAAACGCGCGAAUGCUCCAUGAUGGAAAUGUCCGGGACUGGUUAAGCUUAUUUUCGUUGGCUACAUCAUGUUGACUGCAACAUAGGCCUACAUAAAUAAUACUUAUUCCUGAAUAUUUAACCCCAAUUUACACAGCGCUGAAAAUGUUGGGAGGAAAUCGAGAAAACACCUGUGCCCAGUCAUCAAGCAACCCAGAGACUCUGGUAGCACUUGCAGAGCUCACUACGAAAAUGGACCCAAACAGUGGCGAAAGGCCCGUCAUCCGUACAACACUGCGUUCAAAAAGGCACUCCAAAAAUCGUGCACCAUUGAGUGAUAUAAGCACCACAAUUGGCAAUAUCUGUUUAACUGAUGAUGAUAAUCUACAUAGCUCAAGACCCCGAACAAUUAUCAUUGAGGGCAAUAUUGGCUGUGGAAAGUCUACAUUACUGAAGUAUUUUGGCCAGAAGGACAACAUUGAGGUCUUUCCAGAGCCUGUUCAUAAAUGGAGAGACAACCGAGGGGAGAAUAUGUUGGAGUUGUUCUACCAGGAUCCCAGCCGAUGGAGUUUUGCCUUUGAAUCUUACAACCAAUUUACCUUACUGCAAGAGCAUCAAACCCAGCCAAACUGCAGAAUCAAAUUGAUGGAACGUUCCAUUUAUAGCGGAAAAUACUGCUUCAUAGAGAGCCUCUAUGAAAGCGGGAAAUUACAGACUCCAGAGUACAAUAUACUGACAGAGUGGUUUGAAUGGCUGAUUAAGAAAGAUGUUCUUGUCGACCACAUAGUGUACCUGCGGAGCACCCCUGAGCAGUGUGAACAGCGGAUCAUAGAACGUAGCCGCAAAGAAGAGGCUGGGAUACCCUUGGAUUAUCUUAGAGAUCUCCAUGAGCGACACGAAGAUUGGCUCAUCAGGAAAAAGUUUGAGCUACCCGCACCAGUAUUAAUUCUUGAUGCCACCAAACCCCUGGAUGAGAUGAUGCAGCAGUUCAAAGACCUUGAGCAAAAAUUGGAAUUCGAUAAAUUAUGACGUAUAAAGGCUGGUUUAUGCUUGGGGCAAAUGCGAAAGCGAAGCAAAUUUGACAUCAUGGAUAACUUGCAGGGAAAUUUUGCUGAAGUGGAAAUGCGUUCAACUUUUACAUAUUUGUAAUGCAAAUAUUUGAUCUGACGUCAGAAAAUUUGCUCUUUUGGGCUAAGUAUGAACCGGCCGUCACAAUAAGGGGGCCAACCAGUAUACUUCUGUUGCUUAAAAUGUGAUUUUUGGCCCUUCUCUUGGUUCUGGAAUGUUUGGGACAUUCUGAAAUAAUUCAUCACCACAUCACUUUUAUCAAGUUUGGCUAAAGUUCAAUUUUCUUAUGCCAGUUUCCGACCAAAUACGUGUAACUUGUUUAGAAAACAGCUCGUCAUUUGCAACAGACAGUGCUGCACCCUAUGCUGACAGCUGGAACAACUUGCUUUAACCCUAACAGUCCUCAAUCCUUCGCCUGUUGGAGGAUUGAGGACUGUUAGGGUCAAAACCUGGUUGCAGCUCUGUGACAACUUGAAAACCUGUGGCCAAACAUACGUCCGUGAAAGUUUAGAUAACAUAUGGAAACAAUAUGUUCCCCCAUUUAGAGAAUUCCUCUCCUUGCUGGAAAAACUUUAAUUUAUGCCUGUUGCUGUUUUCUGGUGCUGUUUGGUUAGUUUUCGAUGGUGGCAUUUCAUGUUAAAUUUAGAAUGUUGAUCUUGUUACUUCUGUAUGUUAUUGUGUGCAUUUUGUCAAUAACCACUCGUUAACCCCCAUUCUAUAAUAUAAUCAUAAAGUUUGCCAUAGAUGUAGCGAUAGCAAACUUUCAGAAAGGUUUUCUUUUAGUUUGAAAUUUUUUGAUUUGUCAUCAAACUACAACCCAAACAGUGUUCUAAAUUGGCUACCAAUGUUAUACUUGCAACAAUUUAUGUCAGUGACAAGUACAUUCCAUGAACUGUCAGAAAAACAGUUUAGUUAGAAAUUUCAAUGAAUUUCAAAUCAAUUUUCAGGCCCAUUUUUUUUAACCUCUUAUGCGUUUUUAACUUAAUUGAAUACAAUGUAUGUAUUUAUAUAUCAUUUUUCUACUGCAACAUAGAACCUUUUAAAAUGCUACUUGUACAGUUGUGAUAAGUCCAAUAAAAGUUGGCACCGGCAAACAUUACAGUGAACGAA